Messenger RNA from Xiphias gladius (swordfish), 3117 nucleotides. It is a transcript of the gene cdc25b, whose product is annotated as cell division cycle 25B. Gene Ontology annotation, molecular function: protein tyrosine phosphatase activity. NCBI's taxonomy places the organism in Eukaryota, Metazoa, Chordata, Actinopteri, Istiophoriformes, Xiphiidae. The transcript is spliced from 15 exons. Gene Ontology annotation, biological process: positive regulation of G2/MI transition of meiotic cell cycle; protein dephosphorylation; positive regulation of G2/M transition of mitotic cell cycle. The record is from RefSeq and is a predicted model, not a curated record. The coding region runs from base 349 to 2082 and encodes 577 amino acids. Gene Ontology annotation, cellular component: cytoplasm; nucleus.
AAAUACGAGCAGCCCCAUUCGUUUUUCUCAGAAACCAGGGGCUGUCAGAGAGGGAGUACGCUGUGCUGCUGCGCUCCGCCACAAAUAACAACAACUAUGUGGUUUUACUAAAUUUAGCGAGGCCGAAUCAAAGUUUUACUCCGCACGGAACCACCGAGUCACGUCCAGCCGGUGUUUCGGAUCGUAUGGUUUGGAAAUGUUUUCUUAAAUUGUUGCUAGCUAACUGGUUAGCUUGAAGUUUGGACCGUCUUGCUAACUAAUUGGCAAUCUCCGACCCGAAAUUCAAACUAAAUCUACCACAAAACAACAACAGCCACCGCUGGAUUUAUACAAAUUGGACAACUAAAGAUGGAGUCGGUUAAUGUUUUCGGCAGCACCAGUCCUGUUCAUACUAUUUUGAAAAGUAGGCCAGACGGGAUCCCCGGGCUUUCCUCGCUCUCUCUGCCCGAGCUGAGCGCAAAGAAUUCGCACUGCAGGAAUCUGUUCUCUCCUGGACCCGCGACUGUGCUGUCCCCUGUCACCAAUUUGGCUCAGGACAUGAACAAUUUAGCUGGACUCGGAAGCCAAUAUGAUACCCCAAAAAGGAGAAAGCAUUCACCCCUUGAAAAGGUUCCCUCCUUUGCCUCUGACGUCUCAUCUGAUGCUGGCCUCGGCAUGGAUCCCCCGAGCCCCAUUGAUAGUGUUGAAGUGGAGGACACAUUUGAAAAGGCCAUUCAACAGUCAAGCCGAGUUGUCAACGAGAGGAUACCAAUUCGAAGAAUCAACUCAUUGCCACCCCAGCUCCUGGGUUUCAGUCCAUCUCUGAAGGGACAAGAAACAGAUUCUCACCGUUAUGGAAUAUUCGGCCAACAACCCUCCCAAAUAAAUGCCGCCUCCUCCUCUCAACACGACAACAAAGAGAACAUGCCGGAGGAGGGCUUUGAAUUCAAGAAACCAACCAAGCCGGCGUCGCGGUGUCGUGUGCGCUCCUUCAAUGGCGGACAGUCAAAGGACGUGUUUGCCUGUCGCCCCAGCUCGGCACCGGCCCUCAUGCUUUCCUCACCUCCUCCAAUCCAGCAGCUUGACUUCUAUGACUCCAGCCCCACGUUCCUGAGAUCUUCCUCCCUCACCUCCUCUCUAAAUGACGACGGCUUUUUGGAAGUACUGGACGACAACAUGGAGAACGACUCUGAGAUGCCGAUGGGAAUGGCAAGCUUGCUCAAUGACCCACUGGUGUCCGACAGUACUGGAGAAGACUCUCCUCUGAUUCGAUGCCGGCCACGAAACCUGUUCCGCUCACCCUCCAUGCCCAGUCCGGUCUCUCGCUCCUCUGCGAAGCGCCCCGACUGCCCUGGAGAUGAAAACACCCCAGUCGGGGUGAAGAGACGACGCAGCCUGGCGGGAACACAAGUGACCACCCUAGAACAAGACCCUGAAUCCCCACGUAUGGGUUGCUCACUGCUCCAGAGGUCCAAAUCCUUCUGCCAGGCAGAGAUUGAGAAGUUUCUGGGGAGUCAGGACGGUAAUAAUGAGCUAAUAGGAGAUUUCACCAAGCCUUUUGUAUUACCCACAGUGCAUGGAAGUUGUCAAGACCUCAAGUACAUUACCUCAGACAUGUUGGUGGCAGCUCUGACCGGCCAGUUCAGCCAUCUACUUGAUAGAGUCAUUGUCAUCGACUGUCGCUACCCGUAUGAGUUUGACGGAGGACACAUCAAGGGGGCUCUGAACCUGCACCAGGAGGAACAGGUGGAGGAUUUCCUCCUCAAGACCCCCAUCGUCCCGUCCUGCCCGGAGAAACGAGUAGUCGUCAUCUUCCACUGCGAGUUCUCGUCGGAGCGCGGCCCUCGAAUGUGCCGCUUUGUCAGGGAGCAAGACCGGGCCAUAAACGACUACCCCAAACUCCACUACCCCGAACUCUACAUCCUCAAGGGCGGAUACAAAGACUUCUUCCCUCAUUUUCAGUUACAAUGUGAACCUCAGUCCUACCGGCCCAUGUACCACGAGGACUUCAAGGAGGACCUUAGGAAGUUUCGCCUCAAGAGUCGCACCUGGGCCGGGGAGCGCAGCAAGAGAGACAUGUACAGCCGACUGAAGAAGUUGUGAGCGCCUCCUCGUCCUCCUAAACUGCCUCUAAAACACACUGCCUCCCACUGAACAGGCCGAGUGCAAAUUUCUCUGAGCCUGUGGCCCCGCCCCACCAGCAAGGAAAAGUUUUUGGGAUUGCACCAGCAGAACAGGGAUUUUCUGAAGCUCCUAAAGUUUCGCUUAACUAUAACAAAGUUAGUUAUUUAUGCAAAUUUAAAGAGGGAAAGAUGUGAAAUGAUGAACCCAUGACCUAAAGGGUCAAAGCCGCUGAGGUGCUGUGAACAGAUUUGGUUAAGAUGUUCAGAAGCAAUGUGAUCGUUUUUUAAAAACCACUUGGACCUACUGCCUGUUUUACCUUUUUCAUUAAGCAAGCACAAAUCACUGCCAGAUUGCUAUUGAACAACCAAACCACACUGCCAACUCUGAAGUUUGUCUCAGUCUCCUCACUGGAAAUUUUUUUUUUUUUUUAAAUUUUCUAUUCCACAUGUUCCGACCUUAUUUAAGCACUUAAUUUAAAAACCUGAAAUGGUGAGGUGCUUUUCUUUUGAUACUGCCGUUUUUUAUACAAUUUUUAAUGAAUUUUGUCGACCCCCGUUGAGACAUUGAUCUGUUUGAAAGCAUGCCUUUUUGUAGGCGUCCCAAAAUGAAAAUUGGAUGUUUUUAAUGAAAACUUGUAAAAGUUUAAUACAGAGAUUUUUUUUUUUUUUUUUUUUUUUCCUCCUCCUCCUCCUUCUUCCUGAUCAGUUGCAAUACUUAGAUGUUUUGGGUUGUUUUUUUUUUCUUUUUCUUGGUCAGAAGAAACCAAAGCAAACAAACUACCUGUUAACUUUGCAGUGAGAUUUUUUCCAAUGCUGCAGGUCAGCAAGUGUCAGGAAUUUUUUUAAGAAAAAUACCUUUUUGUUUUGUUUUGCUUUGAAUCCCUUGAUGUUCAGAGAUAAAAUGUCUUCCCCUCUGCAGAGCUAAUGAUGUCAGUUUAUAAUGAAUGGGGUGGUUUUGAAUAUUUUGGUUCAGGCUCGUGGGGGAGCUGCUGAAAUAAAAUGCAUUCAAAUGGGA